This is a messenger RNA of Ilyonectria robusta, 893 nucleotides long. RefSeq lists its product as uncharacterized. The transcript has a single exon. The record is from RefSeq and is a predicted model, not a curated record. Bases 127 to 444 code for a protein of 105 amino acids. NCBI's taxonomy places the organism in Eukaryota, Fungi, Ascomycota, Sordariomycetes, Hypocreales, Nectriaceae.
AUCGCGGACAGCACCAAAAAUCCCGGACACUUUGAAAAUACUACGACUUAACCGGAAAAUCGCAAAAUCACCGCCAUUUCACCACCUUUUAAGUCAAAGCCAAGUAGUCUUCAGAUCUGUGUCAUUAUGACAUCUCAAAUAAAUGUCUCGGCUAAAGUUCGGCGAAAAACGGUCCAAGCGGCCAUUAUCGCUGCACGCCUUCCACCAAGACUCACCCGUUCAACUGCAAAUAUUACAUACAACCCGCCCUCUAUACGGCAGCUUGCCGCUAGAUUCAACGUAACGAAGGCUGCUGUUGAAAAAGCUAUUAAGGUAUCGUCGUCACCUAACGGGCCCGUGAAGAAAUGCGGCCGGCCACUGGCCCUGACGCCUGAUGAAGAAGUCGGCCUCGUUGGGUGUAUCAUUUGGCUGGAAAAGACCGGUUAUCCGGCUGAGAAAGGAUAGGUUGAGCAGGCUGCUCUAGAGCUAAUGCGCCGUCGCGAUCCUUCCUUAUCUUCAGUCUCUAGGAACUGGUAUCCUCGCUUUUGAGGGCGUCAUCCUGAGCUUAAGAAGUUAUUUAUUAAGGCCGUUGAUAAGUCCAGGGGGUCCUUUGAAGCAACUGAUGUUAAUGACAUCCAGACCUUCUUCAACAGGCUCCAGAAGAUCAUCACGGACUAUAGACUUGGCCCUUUAGAGAUCUGGAAUGAAGAUGAGUGCGACAUCCGUAUUGGUUGCUUACAGGAGCGCGUGGAGGUCCUCAUCACGCACACAACGCGGUUACAGCGACCUGAGGUUCCUGAUCCAGCUAAUUGUGAGACCUCUACGCUCCUGGGGGCCGGAAAUGCCGUUGGGGAUAGUAUCCCUCCCUGGCUUAUCUUCAAGGCAUUUCCAACAGAGUUUUGGGCUACGAUCGA